GAGCAGACUCCAGGUCUUCAGGACCCAUCGGUCCCCCGUUCAACCCAGGCCAACUACAACAACCUGCUGCUCAUCAGGAGACACCUACAACAGGAGCAGAAGAGGCAGAUGGAACAGAUGAAUGGAGUACAGAUGACUGAGUGCCAGCAGGGGGCAACAUUUACAGGUGGUGGUCGGCCUCUCCCUCCAGAUUGUGGUGGAGGCGGAGGUUAUCCCGUGGGUGUUCCCCAGCUAUCCCACGGUGGUCCCCUCCCAUCUGGGCCCGGCCACCUCUCCCUUCCCCCUGGACAUCCAGGCCACCCAGGCCAACCCGGACCCCCAGGAUCUCUCACCCAAGUGAGCAGGCCGGUAGGCGCCUUCAUGGGUGGUCCUCCAGGCUCCAAGCAGCCCCUCUAUCACCCUUCACAGGGUGGAGAGUUUGUUGGUGCUGGUGGUAUGCCAAUGAGACAACCACAGUUGGCACACGGCAUGAUGGGAAUGGGGGGUCCGGCUGGUCCUCCAAGGCCUGGGAUGCAGCAACAGGUGUCCAGGACGGGGAUGACAAUCGGGGGGUUGGGGCCCGGCUCAGGGCCUGGGUCGGGGUCUGGUCACCCACAGCAUCUACGACAGGCCCUGCACCAUAGUGGUGGAGGGGCACCUCUCCCACGUAUGAUGUUUACCGCUCAGCAAACACACCAACAACAACAGCAACAGACCGCAAUGUGGCCUCCGCAACAGCAUGGGGGGCUAGUGAAUUCCAUGCAGCAUCGCAUGCCCUGCAGCGAUGGCCACAUGGACCCGUCGGCUAAUCACCAGCAGUCGCACGGACACAUAUUUCCUGGAGGGGGUGGGGGCGCCAACGGUAGCUGCAACCCGAACCCCAAUGCCCAGUUUAACCAGCAGGCAAUGCGGUCGGGGAUGCCCGGAGGCGGGGGUGGGAACAAUUUUGCCCCCCACCAAGGACCUCCAUCGUUACCCUCCAACCAAGGGGUCGGGGUGCCGUCCUUACCCAGGAGACUGAUGCAGAAGCUGGGUGUAUCCACGGCAGGGCAGCCCAUACCCUCCAUGGUCCACCAAGGGCUUCAGCCUGGUAUGAGGCCCAGGGGACCCCUCUCGGCCCUGGCUGGGAUGAAACCCAUUCCCCCUGGUAUGAUCCACCACCCAGGCCACGGUAUGGCCCCACCUAGCUAUCCUGCCUCUGGGGCCGUCGUCGCCAAACACCCACACCAACAUCCCCAUCCCCAUGGGCCCGGGUAUGGACCAGGUCAGGGGAACCCUGGACACAAGCUACCCCCGUAUGAGUACACUCAGCGGGGGCAGAGUAAUGGGGGGAUGGGGGGUAGACCUGGUGGUGGUGGUGGAGGGGAGGUAGACUUUAUUGACACUCUGGUGGGGUCGAACGAGGACUGGCUCAAUAACCUCACUAUGAUAGAUGAGUACCUGGAGCAGAACUCAUAGGAGUGGGGUCAAAGGUUAAAUGUCAGGGGUCAGUAAAUUGACUUCAUUCCUGUAUAGAAACACUGGGGUUAGGAGUGUGAAAUGGACAGGGGAUAUAGAAGGCGUAUGAAGGCUUUAUAACUGGUAAUAACACGUGUGUGUACAUUUCUAGAAGGUUGUAGAAAGUGCCAUGGUUAUACCUAACUUGAAUGGACGGUUUGAGUGAAUGUGAUUGGUUGCUUCAGAGUGAUCAGAGCACUACACAGCCAAUCCGCUGCUACCGCAUAAACCAACCUCCCACCCCAAAAUGGCUACAUUCCCGCAAGGUGUGCUGUCCCUUAUUCGCUGGAGGCCAUAUUGGAAAGAGGGAACGGACAGAAAACGGAACUCACGGAUCACACAGAACACACAGAACCUCAUCAUCACGUGGUUACCUGGGAAACAGAAGCUUCACUCUAAAGAGCUAGCAGCAGAGUAGUGGAGUCCAAGCAUUCUCAUUGGUUGUUUCUGUGUCUGAAGCUUGAACAGUGGACUAAUAAAGUUGUUUGAAAUCCUCUCCCUUGUAGGGAUUUCUCCUAUCAAAGGGAUAGGUGUAUAAAACACACUGUGAUUGGAUAAAAUCAAUGUCCUCCAGCAAUGCAGUUGGUCCAAUGUUUUUCAGCGUAUGGUUGUGAUCUGUUUCUGAAAUAGCAGUUGAAUUUGCAACACCAAAUCUGAGGUUGACUUUUGUAUCAAAGUAAUUGAGUGUGAUUUGGAAGCACAGCUCAAAAACACAACAAUUGCAGAUCAACCAUUCGGAUUAUCUCCUGCUCUCACAUGAGGUCUUUGAGCCAGUCAAAGGUGAAUGAAUAUACAGGGAAAUACAACCAAUCCCUGAUCAAUUUUGGUGUAAUAUAAAUCACUGAUUGGCCAAAGGAACUACAGAGGUGAUCAGCCAAUGUUGCCAUGGCAAUUUGUUAUCACUAUUUUGAUUGAAAUUAGGCAUGCGGGGGCUUGUACACAGUAAACUAUUUUGAUUGGGAUCGGGUGUGUGGGGGCUUGUACACAGUAAACUAUUUUGAUUGGGAUCGGGUGUGUGGGGGCUUGUACACAGUAAACUAUUUUGAUUGGGAUUAGGUGUGUGGGGGCUUGUACACAGUAAACUAUUUUGAUUGGGAUCAGGUGUGUGGGGGCUUGUACACAGUAAAAUAUUUUGAUUGGGAUCAGGUGUGUGGGGGCUUGUAAAUAGUAAACUAUUUUGAUAAACUGUAUCAUACACAAAAGAGAAGUACACAUAUUUAUACUUCUUUUCUGUAGAUUUUAAAAAAGAUUGAAAUUAUAGCUCACAAAAUGAAAUCUGUUUUACACUAGAAGAAUCUUAUUUUAAUGUGUUUUAAAUAUGCAAGACAAUAAUACAGUUUGGUUUUUUUCUCAGUAAUACUGUGUAUUACAAUGUUAUGACAUAUUUGUUAUGUUUUUGACAUAACUCGACUCCUGGUGCCCCAAUGGCAAAAGGGUUCUUUUGAAAGGUGAUGGAGAACAUUUACGAACACACACACCAUCUCUCCAUCUCUCACUCUGGCACUACCCCGCACUCCAUACCUGUGAGGUGAAAGUUGAAAGUUGAUAAUCUUGGUCCAUCUACUGUAGUGUAAUAUCUUUGUUCACAGACAAAUAUAUCUGUCGAUUUAGACAUUAUCAACAUUUCAUUACAAUCCAAGACUACAAUAUAAUCUGUUAGAUCUGUAUGACCUUUUCACAAGGUAAACAACACGUAAAGUGGAAGGCACUAUCAUAGAAUUAGAAUGAGUAGAACAGGCAUACCCAUUCAACUCAAUUGUGCUAUUGUGUUCCAAUUCCUUUCGUUUCAUUCUAUUUCUAAUGGCACUUUGCUAUGUAUGUCAUUCCAAUACCCACAACAAUCUACUGUGCCGCACUCUAUAAGGACACAUGUCAAUAGUCUAGAGUUGGCUCCUCUCCUUGUCUCCUUUCCUUCAUUCACACUGAUCUGAACAAAAUUACUGGUCGGGUGAAAACUGAUUUGCUAGUAGGAUUCCGCCAUAUUGCUUUCACCUAUCCUAUUCCUAUCCAUUCACAUUGGUGCUGAUGACAGAGAAGAGACUAGGAGAGUAAGCUUGUUAUGACUAUUAGGAGGCACCCCCAGUAGGGUUUCCCCUACCUUAGGACCACACAGGCAGGUGGACGGUGAUUUAUAAGCCGUGACAAGGGGUUAAUCGAUUAUCUGUGAUUACAUUUUUGUUCUUGUCUUGAGUUUUUUUUAAAUAUAUAUAAUAAACUGUAUAGAUGGAAAAAAAGAAUGAAAAUAAAUGCCGUCUGGCUUUUUUAUUUCA
Messenger RNA from Salvelinus fontinalis (brook trout), 3746 nucleotides. Its product is annotated as trithorax group protein osa-like. Gene Ontology annotation, biological process: regulation of transcription by RNA polymerase II. The record is from RefSeq and is a predicted model, not a curated record. Gene Ontology annotation, cellular component: nuclear body. Lineage: Eukaryota; Metazoa; Chordata; Actinopteri; Salmoniformes; Salmonidae.